Molecule: messenger RNA, 3033 nt
Organism: Aspergillus calidoustus
Lineage: Eukaryota; Fungi; Ascomycota; Eurotiomycetes; Eurotiales; Aspergillaceae
Source: the annotation of a GenBank genome assembly
AUGUCUAGUUUACUUCUCGAAGUUGGAACUCCCUGUCCCAGGCGCUCGAAAAACUCAACACCCGGAGACUCUACCGGGACGGGAAGCGACUCAUUCGGCUUGUGGGACGACAGCCUCGGAAAUUAUGACGACACCAAGAACAUCGACUUUACCACGGAGAUAAGAGCGCCUAUUCUGACAGGAGCUAAACCAAAGCGAAGGUCAAAGGCCAGUACCUCUUUUAUCAUCCACAGCGAUUACGAGGAGAAACCAGCGGCCAUCAAGCAGAAGCGGGAAAUCAAACCGGCUCUUAGUGCUGCGAACCGCAAGACGUCAUUACUCGCGCAGCCUGCACAGAGGUUUCGUCCUCGAGUCAGCUUUGCUCCAAGUCCCGUCAAGCAUUCACAGCAGCGCAAUGAAGUUGAGCCGACAAAGCGAACCACAAAGCCGAGUGUGCACAAGAACAAUGAGCUUCUCCGGCGGAUUAGUAGUGAGGGUGAGGGUGAGCUGGGCAAAGAUGUUAUGAAGAAGGAUGUACGACGAAACACCAUCUAUAUUCCCCCGGAAGACACAACCGUGGCGAGCGUGUUCAUGGGUCUUUUUAGCCCGCUCAAAUCUGGAAAUUUGAACCACGUAGCGGAGCUCACGGAGAUCAACAGCCUGGGAUCUCAGAUCGCGAAAAAGCAGCAGGCGAAACAGCGACUUGCGUCGUCCCCGGGUCGCAUUCCACUACAGAAUAGCUCGAAGGUACUUCAAGAGUCAAACGGCACAGUCGAUAUCCCCGGGAAGAAUGGAGGCAAGGAGAACAUACCCCCGGGAAUGGUCCUCGUUGGCGCCAAGGGAAAGAACCUACAAACGUCCAAGUGCAUCGACUCCGCCGUUGACGAGCUAGCUGCUCUGAGCUUGACGGAUAAGGAGUCUCGAGGUAUACUUGCAUCUGCCCAGACUGUCACCAAGCCACUCGCGACGAAGACGGUCAAUAUCGCUGCGCAAAAGACCAAAAAGAGCCAGGAUAUGUCCAAGCUUUCUGCCAGAGGUGGUGCCGGGGUGAGAAGAGGGUCGAAUUCCGGAACUAAGGAUACAGGCAGAAGGACUUCUACCGUGUCGGACCCGCUUAGUGCUUCAAGGUCUGGAAUGAACCCGUCAAUUAAUCGGAACAGCUCGAAACAUACCAAAAGCGAGUAUCCCCCGGUACCGCAGGGAAUCACGAAUCCAUCAAUGUACGAUGACAAUUGGCUUUCUCACCAGGAAGUCAUAUUGACACAGUUAAUAAAUGGACUGUUUGACGAAACAAACGGCAUUACACAAACAGACGACCCUGCCGUCCUUCGACGCGAACUACUCCUCAUGUACCAAAGCCCAUCCUUUACAGAUUUGUACAAGAGACUACAGUCUUCGCUGCUGUAUGGUGCCCUCAGCAUCCCCAAACAUGUCUUAGCGAAGAAUAGCCGACUGAGGCACGAUCUGGGAUUGAAGCGGAAGUAUAUUGAUAUUUGGCUUCAGACAUAUGAACCCAGAGCCUUGAAGGCCGCAUUGGAGACCGUCACUGGCAGGAUCAUCCCGGCCUUUAAGCCUAGUUCUAGCAUUCAGAGCACCAGCGAAGGCUCUCCGAAUGCGGAGAAGGCACUAAGGAGGAGACUCGAGAAGUUUCUGGGUGCAUUCUUGGUACAAAAUCAGGAUAUGGAUACCAGUGAGAACAGCGCCGAGGAACCCGAGCCCCUGGGCAAUGCGUAUCGCCGAACCGUCCUCCGCAGCAUUAUGCUGGUUAUCCUGUUGGACAAAGCGAAGCUCACUCCGAAGACAUCACUAUCUCAUUGUUUGUUCCUUGCCUCGUCGCCUUACAAGUCGUCUUCUGCUGUGCUUCAAGUAUUAACCCGGUUUCUACUCCCGUCAUGUGGCGAUAUCAUCAAAGCCCUAGGCCAACUGGACUGUCAAGUAUCAUACCAGCAGCAUCCGCUCGAGGAGUACGAGUACGAAGUUUCCAACCUUGCGGUCGAUCUGAGAGAUGGCAUCAGAUUGACAAGGAUAGUGGAGUUGCUUCUCUAUCCCCUUACUCCGCCCGAUAACUCCUGUGAUGUGACACUCUCCGAGAUGAGGUUAUCUAAGGACUCCACAGAUGACUCCGGCUGGCCGCUGUGCCGUCGCUUGAAAUUCCCCUGUUUGAGCCGUACAGUCAAGAUGUUCAACGUCAGAGUCGCUCUGGAUGCAUUGGCCUCCAACAGAGAGGGCAAACGGCUUAUCAACAACAUCCGGGCUGAGGAUAUCGUCAAUGGACACCGCGAGAACACUAUUGCUCUAUUAUGGGGCCUUGUCAGCAAAUGGGGUCUUUCUGGACUCGUCGACUUGGGCGACCUACGAACAGAGAUAACUCAGUUAAAGCAGCGAGCUAUAUCUCGACAUGAACUUGAAACUCAAAUUAAUGAAUCGACUGAACACGGCGAGAAUGGUGAGGCUGCAGUAAUGCUGAAGCAAUGGGCCUCACUCCUUGCCCAGCUACAUAGCGUACAAUCUAGCGUCACCACAAAACUGGGAGACAGCAAAGUCUACGAGUGUAUACUGGACGAAUACGAAGGAUACAUCCUCAGCCAGAACCAGUUCGAUCUAUCCAACGGAUGCAAAGCAUCUUUGGAAGACCGCCUACGAGCUCUAGGAUGCAGCACACAAUUUAUCCGCCUCGUCUCCCCAAGACGCACUUCCCACAUUCCUGACACACACUCCAACACAGGCGCCCUAGCCUUCCUCUGCUCCCGGCUCCUUCCAGCCACGAAACGAGCCCGCGCAGCCAUCGUCCUCCAAAACGCAUGGCGACGCGUCCUCCGUAACCGCGAGAAUACACGAAAAAUCGCCGCAAGAGACAUCGCACGGCAGUGCGCUGCCGUCGUGCAGACUAGAGACCGGAUCCUCUGGGCGAAGAAUGUCAUCUUGCAUUGGUGGAGAAUGAGCAAGUCGAAACGACGGAGAAGGGCGACUGCGACGAGGAGAGUCACGCAUGGGGGGAAAUCUCUCAUGACAAAGACUACGACGACGAGGAUUCCCCUGCGUUGUGGGAGGUGA